Molecule: messenger RNA, 138 nt
Organism: Scutellospora calospora
Lineage: Eukaryota; Fungi; Glomeromycota; Glomeromycetes; Diversisporales; Gigasporaceae
Source: the annotation of a GenBank genome assembly
GUUCGAAGAAAUAAAGAAGAGAUUCAAGAACUGAAGAUUAGAGUAACAAAUUUAGAAAAAUCACAUAAUAAAUUACUAUUAAAUCUUAAACAAAGAUCAAUUCUCGAUGAAGAAUUAAAACUCGAAUUUAAUUUUUAG